Messenger RNA from Ceratosolen solmsi marchali, 1642 nucleotides. It is a transcript of the gene Gmd, whose product is annotated as GDP-mannose 4,6 dehydratase. The record is from RefSeq and is a predicted model, not a curated record. NCBI's taxonomy places the organism in Eukaryota, Metazoa, Arthropoda, Insecta, Hymenoptera, Agaonidae. Gene Ontology annotation, molecular function: GDP-mannose 4,6-dehydratase activity. Gene Ontology annotation, biological process: 'de novo' GDP-L-fucose biosynthetic process. The coding region runs from base 276 to 1442 and encodes 388 amino acids. The transcript is spliced from 6 exons.
AAUUAAUGUGGACUUUCAACCAUAAAUACUUUCGAUAUAAUAAAUUCUCCAAUAAACUUUAAUGCUGACAUAACCAAUCAACAAUCAGUCCGUUAUCAAACAUCGUGGCAGUAAUAGAUUCGAUGCAUUUAUAACUACAUCCACGUAAAACUCGAUGUUUCUCUUCAUUAGGUUCUUUUUGAAUACCUAGUAAUUACUACGGCAUUAAUAAAUAUUAAACAUAUUAAUUCAUCAAACUUAAAAUUAAUCUUAAACACCCAGCGUAAGAUUUCAUUAUGGCAACGGAAGAACAAAGACGCGUUGCUUUAAUUACCGGUAUAACUGGACAGGAUGGCUCUUAUUUAGCUGAAUUUUUAAUUGAAAAAGGCUACGAAGUUCAUGGCAUUAUAAGAAGAGCAAGUUCAUUCAAUACAAUGAGAAUACAACAUCUUUACGAAGAUCCAAAAUGCCAUAGAGAAGGCAAAAUGAAAUUACAUUAUGGAGAUAUGACAGAUUCUAGUAGUCUUAUUAAAAUAAUUAAUAAAGUUCAACCAUUAGAAAUAUAUAAUCUAGCAGCCCAAAGUCAUGUUAAGGUGAGUUUUGAAUUAAGCGAGUAUACGGCAGAAGUCGAUGCUGUUGGUACGGUGAGGUUGUUAGAUGCCAUAAAAACAUGUCAAUUAAAAAAACCCGUCAAAUUUUAUCAAGCUUCUACCUCCGAACUUUAUGGUAAAGUUAAAGAAGUACCACAAAAUGAAAAUACACCAUUUUACCCACGUUCUCCUUAUGGUAAUAACAUAAUUAUCGAGCUACGUGAAAUUCCUAUUAAUAUGUAUUAUCAACCAUUCUAUGAAAUUUAUCCGUUAAUUUUAUUUAUGUUAAUAGCAUGUGCCAAAAUGUAUAGUUUUUGGAUUGUUAUAAAUUAUAGAGAAGCGUACAAUAUGUUUGCUUGUAAUGGUAUACUUUUCAACCACGAAAGCCCACGGCGUGGUGAAAAUUUUGUGACUCGUAAGAUUACCAGGUCAAUUGCAAAAAUACACUUAGGAUUGCAGGAUAUGGUGGAAUUAGGAAAUUUAGAUGCUAAAAGAGAUUGGGGACAUGCUAGGGAUUAUGUCGAAGCAAUGUGGUUAAUGCUACAACAAGAAGUUCCAGAUGACUAUGUAAUAGCUACAGGAGAAACGCAUAGUGUUAGAGAAUUUGUUGACGCAGCAUUUCAUGUUGUAGGAAGGACUAUUAAAUGGGAAGGUAAAGGUAUAAAAGAAGUUGGAAAAGAUGCAGUUUCGGGACAAGUACUAGUAAAAAUAAAUCCAAGAUAUUUCCGGCCUACCGAGGUUGAUCUUCUAUUGGGAGAUGCUACCAAGGCAAAACAAAAACUUGGAUGGAAACCUACAGUAUCAUUCCGGGAACUUGUUUUAGACAUGAUGAUAGCUGAUUUGGAAUUGAUGCAGAAGAAUCCAACAGCAUAAAGUUUAAAUACAAUUCAAUAUUAUUGUUUUAAUUUACUUUAAUAUGCUUCAUUUCUUCGUGAUUUUAACUUAAUUUUAUUAGAAUGAUAAUUUUAUAAACUUGAUUUCAUUGAGAGAAGCUAAUAUGUGAAUAAGCAUAUAUAAGUAUAUAUACACACCCUAAUGAAAAUAUUUGUGCUGAAUGUAUAAAAAUUUUUUCC